Molecule: messenger RNA, 678 nt
Organism: Drosophila yakuba
Lineage: Eukaryota; Metazoa; Arthropoda; Insecta; Diptera; Drosophilidae
Product: protein LLP homolog
Exons: 2
Coding region: 102-542 (146 amino acids)
Biological process (GO): dendrite extension
Cellular component (GO): nucleolus
Molecular function (GO): RNA binding
Source: RefSeq, a predicted model, not a curated record
AGCUCUAACAAGAACACACGUGUUUACGUUUUUAGCAAAUUGAACGCAAUUUCUUUAAUUCUUUGACUUUUUCGGGCAUUACUUGAUAUCCAAUAUCCAAAAUGGGCAGAAACAAUCGGUCCAGAAAACGGCGCGAUGAAAUGAAUAAGAUAAAGAAGGCGCGGUAUGAAGCCAAGGAGUUAUUUCGACUGAAGAAAACUCUGGGACUCCUAGAUGCCGAUGGAAAUGAGAUCAUGAAGGAUAUCAGCGAUGUGGUCGAAAUAAAGACCUCCAAGGAGCUGAAAAGGGAGGCCAAAUCCAAGGAGGAGCAAGAACUGAUCUACGAGCACCAGGAGAGUCUGGAGAAGGGCGAGAAAGUCAAGGUGACCAACGAAAAAACGGGCGUAGAUCACAUAUUCAACAGCAAAACCCUCAAGGAUCAGUACGGCAAUUAUCCUGCGUGGUUCAAGAAGAAGAAGACCGCCAAGCGUCUAAGGAAGAAGCAGCACUCGCAGAAAAAGAACUUCAAACAGGCCUGGACCACGGUUAAUGUUCCCCUCUAGAUCCGGGACUAGGUUACCCAUCUAUCGUAGUUUAUAAGUCCUCGCUUAGUUUAGGAGAUUUUGUAGGCUUUUUCUACAAAGAUGUUAUAGCUAAGAGUUUAUAUUGCAUAUUAAAGCCCAAGUUCUAAAAAACCCA